Molecule: messenger RNA, 770 nt
Organism: Musa acuminata AAA Group (dessert banana)
Lineage: Eukaryota; Viridiplantae; Streptophyta; Magnoliopsida; Zingiberales; Musaceae
Product: DNA-directed RNA polymerases II, IV and V subunit 6A
Exons: 6
Coding region: 96-524 (142 amino acids)
Biological process (GO): tRNA transcription by RNA polymerase III; transcription by RNA polymerase II; transcription by RNA polymerase I
Cellular component (GO): RNA polymerase III complex; nucleus; RNA polymerase I complex
Molecular function (GO): DNA binding
Source: RefSeq, a predicted model, not a curated record
CGUGACGUUUUGUUGCUGGCCGUCGUACGAAAUUUCUAGGGCUUCUGCUCGCGAGAGAGAGAGAGAGAGAAGAGAGGGGCUUCUCCACUUCCGGAAUGGCGGACGACGACUAUGACGAUGUCGACAUGGGUUAUGAAGAUGAACCACCAGAACCCGAAAUUGAGGAAGGAGUUGAGGAGGAUCAGGAAAACAAUGAAGAUGCUCCAGACGAUGUUGUGGGGCCAGAGGCUGAAGACAAGGAACAAGAAAAAGUUGAACGGCCUAGAAAAACAUCAAAAUACAUGACAAAAUAUGAACGUGCUAGAAUUCUUGGUACACGAGCUCUGCAAAUUAGCAUGAAUGCUCCUGUGAUGGUUGAGCUAGAGGGUGAGACUGAUCCUCUGGAGAUUGCAAUGAAAGAACUUCGCGAGCGUAAGAUACCAUUUACCAUUCGACGGUAUUUGCCAGAUGGAAGCUACGAGGACUGGGGAGUCGACGAAUUAAUAGUGGAGGAUUCAUGGAAGAGGCAAGUUGGUGGGGACUAACAUGACGAUCAUCCGCAGUUGUUUUCGGGGAUUCUACACGAAUUGAACCUCUUUCGGCUACAUGCCUAACUUCUUAAACUGAAUUAGACAGUUUCGCUUGGAAACGUAUCAUCUGAACUACUUGCUUCAAUUGUAAUGUUCGAAAGUGCGACAGUUUAUGUAACUGCUUUCAAAUUGUUAGUUUUACCGUAGAUGUUUGUCUUGCUUCAAACAAUCUCCCAAUACAUUCUCGUUUAUUUUGUUUAA